Molecule: messenger RNA, 3110 nt
Organism: Bactrocera tryoni
Lineage: Eukaryota; Metazoa; Arthropoda; Insecta; Diptera; Tephritidae
Exons: 2
Coding region: 626-3088 (820 amino acids)
Biological process (GO): regulation of transcription by RNA polymerase II
Cellular component (GO): nucleus; transcription regulator complex; aryl hydrocarbon receptor complex
Molecular function (GO): protein dimerization activity; DNA-binding transcription factor activity, RNA polymerase II-specific; RNA polymerase II cis-regulatory region sequence-specific DNA binding
Source: RefSeq, a predicted model, not a curated record
AUACUAUAUAUGUAUAUACAUAUAUAGCAAAAAGUUGGUAAACAAUUAUUAAUCGCUUGCAUUCAUAAAAUGUUUGCUAUAUUGCAAUCACUCUGUAUUUUUAUACUUGAUAAACUGUCAUGCCAACAACGUUGCUAACCCUGUUCAGAUGAAAUGAAAGAAGCAGGCAUAACAAAACAAGAAUUUUCCAUUUGAAGUGUUUGAUAAAAGAGAAUCAGAAAAGGUGAAAAACGCUCAUAUCGGUGAAAAAUCUGUGAAAACUAUUAAUCACGAAUUUGUGUGAAGUUAGCAACGCGCGUGAAAUUUUUAUUAGUUAUAAAUUGGAUCUAUGACGAGUAGUACGUAAAAAAGUGAGAACGGACACGCAACCAAACAAGAAAAAGAAAACAUUGAAUAAGAUUUUAAGAGGGGUGUGCGGUGCGUGCGGCGGUAUCCAGACCUAUAGAAGUGAGACCUUGAGAAAAAAUACGACGAAUAUUGCUUAGGACAGUGUAGGGCGAAGCACCAAGGAAUGGCGUAUGAUCUCCAGCAGCCAUUGUGAAUACAAAAAAAUCGGAAAAGUUAAUAAUUAUUUUACAAGUGAAAACUAGUUGUAGAGAUAUUGUACGAAAAGUGUUUGUCCAUAAUGCCAAAAGUAAUGGGAUCAAUUGAUGCGGAAGGGAAUGUGACAGCCGGGUCACAUAGUGGACGUGAGGCACGCAAUUUAGCCGAAAAGCAACGCCGGGACAAAGUAAAUGCAAGUAUACGGGAACUAGCUAACAUAGUGCCACAGGCGGCGGAUUCAUCGCGACGAUUAGACAGGACCGGUAUACUAAGGUGUGCAGCGCAUGGCUUUCGUUUGCAAUACAUAUUUGGUAAAUCAGUGCCAAGAAAACAGACAAUGACAGAGCUCUCACAAGAUCCGAAUUUUGCGGAUGCGUUGACAUACUUAUUAGACAGCUUCUUUAUAACACUAACCUGUCAUGGACAAAUUGUCGUAGUAUCAAACAGUGUGGAGAAAUUACUCGGACAUUGUCAAUCGGAUCUCUAUGGACAAAAUAUACUGAGCAUAACACAUCCAGACGAUCAUCCGAAUAUGCUGCAACAACUAAUACCACGUGACAUGGAAGCGCUAUUCCGUUGCAGUCACGAAUAUCAAAUGCAGCAGCAAAAUAAUGAUAGUAACAGCAAUGAAAACACUGAUACGUUUUUGAAAGACAUCAAUGAACGCUUGCGUAAUGAUAAGCGUUCAUUUGUUGUACGUUUAGCACGGGCGGGUACACGUUCAGAGGCGAAUCGGAAGUAUGAAUUGGUCCGAAUUGAUGGCUGUUUUCGACGCAGCGACUACUCUUGCUCAAAUGGCACAUUUCCUAUUGUUUCACAUGUUUUGCGGCGAACACGUUACAAUGGAACUGAAGGUGUCCAUGCAAUGCAGCAUGAUGUUAUAGCACAAGCCGCACUGCACGGCAUAAGUGGCAACGAUGUGGUGCUUGUAGCUAUGGCACGCAUCAUACAUACACCAAAGAUUACCCAUUAUCUAACGAGCGAGAAUAGCGGACGCAUGGAAUAUAGAACACGGCACUUAAUAGACGGACGAAUAAUUGACUGUGAUCAGCGUAUCGGGCUGGUGGCUGGAUACAUGAGAGAUGAGGUCUACAAUCUUAGCCCGUUCUCUUUCAUACACCACGAUGAUGUGCGCUGGGUAAUUGUUGCGUUACGCCAGAUGUACGACAAUUUUGACGAGCAAGGUGAAAGCUAUUAUCGCCUACUCGCACGGAAUGGAACCUUUAUUUAUCUGCAUUCGCAGGGUUACUACGAUACCGUAGACACCGAGCGUAAUGUCUACUCUUUCGUUUGCAUCAACACGCUGUUGGAUGAGGAGGAGGGCCGUUAUUACAUGGAGGAUAUGAAGCGACGCUUUUCUACAAUUAUACAUUCGAAUUUGCCCAUCUCUUCAACGGUGGAUGCACCUGCCUCUCACGAUCCCGUACGUUUGGAACGCAGUGUAAUGUUUUUAAUUGACAAUUUACAAACACGUCGUACGCAAGGUAAUGGCACAGGCUGCGGUGAAGAUACCGCUACACAGGCAGACAAUGAGCGAACAAAAAGUCGACGUCUGAUGUUGGUGCCGCCGGAAGUCUCCUCGGUGCGCAGCUCAAUCAUGCAAUCGUUGUCCGUGGUGAAUAUUGCUGCUAAGAAUUUGCGCAGAAAUAUACGACGAAAAGCGCGUAGAGAUUUGCGUAGAGCGCAAAGAGGGCCGCAAAGCUGCAGCGAUAGCAGUGAUACAUCCAUCUCAAUAGAUAGCAGUGAUGAAGAUGUUGCGAAUGAUCAAAACACUGCUUCGUCCGAUUCCAUGUACAUAGAUGCAACGCAAGCGAAUUUGAUGCGGCCAAGCGUGCUGCAGAUGAAUACAGGGGCAUCCACAAGUCAGCGGAGCGCGCUGGAACAGCGCCUAACUGCAUCGACAAAUGGUGAAUUCGAUGUGAACAAUGCAACACAUACACCCGCGUUAAAGCGUGCACGUGCAACGGUAAUGGCAGCUAGUUGUAGCAGCGGCAAUUGCAGCGGUGGCAAAAAAAAGAGCACCAAAAUAUACAUUGAAGAAAUCAUUCAUCAACCGAAAACUUGCAUGAGCACGCUACUAACGCCACCCGCAACCACUAUGCCAAUUGCAAGUACGACAGAAAUCCAUGAAGUCAUCAACAAUUCUUUGGAGAACAUCGAUCAGUCACUGCAGAGCAUACAAGCGAAUGCACGCAAUUUGUGCCAACAACAUGCGCAAUUUUUGCCUCUAAAUGUGCCACAGAACUUCAAUCAGCAACUGGAUGAAAUUAUUGUGGAACAUCAGCGUCAAGCUGAGCAGCUCAUUAAUAUCAGAAAUGAGUACGAUGUACAUUUGCAGCAACAGUUGACGCCACACCAACCGCCCGAGUUACAACAAACACAAUUGCCCGCAUUUGAUGACUUAGCUGCUAUAGAUCUACCGCUAUUGCCGCAGUUGGUAUUUCCCGGCGAUGAACAACCGCCGCACAUCGAUGCUGUGCCAAAUGCCAGCAAUUAUAUAGAGGCGAGUGCUACAAUCCUUAGUGAGUUGGAAAAGCGGCUAUAGUGUGUGUGCCAAGUUUGGCCGU